Messenger RNA from Rhopalosiphum padi (bird cherry-oat aphid), 913 nucleotides. RefSeq names its product splicing factor 3B subunit 6 (gene Sf3b6). Gene Ontology annotation, cellular component: cytoplasm; nucleus; ribonucleoprotein complex. Bases 202 to 576 code for a protein of 124 amino acids. Lineage: Eukaryota; Metazoa; Arthropoda; Insecta; Hemiptera; Aphididae. The record is from RefSeq and is a predicted model, not a curated record. Gene Ontology annotation, molecular function: mRNA binding. The transcript has 4 exons.
UAUGAAAUGUGAAUCACAAUUAUGAAUUGUGAUAGUAUAAUUUGUCAUGGAUAGUACUAAUUAAUUACGAACAGAGAAUAAUAUCAACAAUAUUUUUUGCUAUUUUUCAAUUUAUAUGAUAUAAUUUAUGUUAUAUAAUAAAAUAUUAAAAUAAUAAUUUUAGAUUUUUGAUUUUUGUAUAGUACAUAUUAAAAAAUAAAAAUGGCUCUUGCUAGCAUGCAAAGGAAAACCAAUGUACGAUUGCCUCCAGAAAUUAAUAGGGUUCUUUACAUUAGAAAUUUACCUUAUAAAAUAACAGCUGAGGAAAUGUACGAUAUUUUUGGAAAAUAUGGUGCCAUUCGUCAAAUUAGAGUAGGUAACACUCCAGAUACAAGAGGAACAGCAUUUGUAGUAUAUGAAGAUAUAUUUGAUGCAAAGAAUGCCUGUGAUCACUUGUCUGGAUUCAAUGUGUGCAACCGAUACUUAGUGGUCUUAUAUUAUCAAUCUACCAAAGCAUUUAAAAAAUUGGAUACAGACAAGAAGAAAGCAGAAUUAGAAAAGGUUAAAAUGAAAUAUGGCCUCAGUGAAGAAAAUUAGAACUUAGCUAAUUAAUAUUAUCUGAAGACACUGACUAAAGACAUAUAAUGUAUAUGGUAUUGAUUAACUAUAACAAUAUAUAAAUUUAAAUUAAGUAAAACAAUUAUUUAAAUUUGUAAUUUAAUUUUGAUUUAUUUUAUUUUAAAUGUAUUCAACUAUAAUCAUCAGUCUAUCAUAGACUAUAGUAUUUAUAGUUGACUGGACUGUAUGUUAUCAUUAGGUUAUAAGAGUUAAGAAAAAAUUUAUUUUUCAAUGUCUUAAUACCGAACCAUAUAUACCGAUAAAUACUUGAUUAAAAUUAUGAAUAUACACAAUUAAAAUAAUUAUAGUUUUCAAA